Molecule: messenger RNA, 4058 nt
Organism: Ahaetulla prasina
Lineage: Eukaryota; Metazoa; Chordata; Lepidosauria; Squamata; Colubridae
Gene: BAAT
Product: bile acid-CoA:amino acid N-acyltransferase
Exons: 4
Coding region: 209-1471 (420 amino acids)
Biological process (GO): acyl-CoA metabolic process; fatty acid metabolic process
Cellular component (GO): peroxisome
Molecular function (GO): fatty acyl-CoA hydrolase activity
Source: RefSeq, a predicted model, not a curated record
AGCUGACAGAGCAAGCCUUUAUUUUGAAGUCAUUUGGAACUGAGAGGUAUUGUAUUUGUUGUGGGCGAGAGAGAAAAUUGCACUGUGCCUCUCCAUUAUGGUUGAGAGAAGAGAAGGUUGCUACAUGAGGCUGGUUCUACAAUCUGGCAAAUUCAGAGGCUCACUUUGAGGAGCAGGAACUGGAAGAUAUUCUCAAGAACUGGCUGCUAUGGUCCACCUCAGUGUCACUCCUGAAGUCUCCCUUGCUGACUCGCCAGUGAAGAUUUAUGCCUCUGGCCUGGCGCCCUCCCAGCUUGUGACCUUACAUGCAUCACUGACAGAUGAAAGGGGAAUAAAGUUUGUAGCCAGAGCCUUUUACCAAGCCAAUCAGAAUGGAGAAGUGGAUGUGGCACAGGCUUCUGCUCUGGGAGGCAACUAUACAGGUGUGUGGCCCAUGGGCCUCUUCUACACUCUAAAGGCUGAGAAGAUGUUCCACAGGCUGCUCAAACGUGAUGUGACAGGCAGCCCCUUCUAUGUUCAGAUUAGCCUCUUUGAUUUUAUUCUGAUUAUGCCCUUGGCGAUGCAUGAACCACUGGCUACUUGCACUGUGGAACGAUGGUAUGCAGCCCCUGGAGUGGAACGCAUUCCCAUUAAGUCCGGCCGGGUCCGGGGAGCCCUCUUCUUGCCUCCAGGCCCUGGGCCCUUUCCAGGACUGAUCGACUUGUUUGGUGGAGCUGGAGGACUAAUCGAAUUUCGAGCUGGCUUAUUGGCUAGUAAGGGCUUUGCAGUUCUGGCUUUGGCUUUCUUUGCAUAUGAUGAUUUACCACAGACUCUCGAAGUAAUAGAUCUGGAGUAUUUUGAGGAAGCAUCCAGACUGCUCUUGAAAAAUCCUAAGGUAAGAGGUCCGGGACUUGGAAUUAUUGGUUUAUCCAAAGGAGCAGAAAUUGCAUUGGCCAUGGGUACCUUCUUAAAGGAAAUAGUGGCUUCAGUGUGCAUCAAUGGCCCAACAAGAAUGAGUGGUACACCACUCCACUUUCAUGAUAUCAGUAUCCCUGCAGCUUCCUACCCAUAUGAGAAGAUAGUCAUUAAUGAAAUGGGAUUGUUAUCCACUUUCUAUUGCUUGGGACAUCCUCUGGAUCAAUCACUUGAAGUAUCUACCAUCCCUGUGGAGAAGGCUCAAGGGCACAUCCUCUUUGUGGUGGGAGAAGCUGACAAAAGCUUCGAUAGCAAAGUGUUUGCUGAAGCAGCCAUGGCUCGAGCAAAGAAACAUGGGAAAAAUAAUUGUAGCCUGUUGUCUUAUCCAGGAGCUGGACAUUUAAUAGAACCCCCUGGAUCACCAGUUUGCUAUGCCUAUCCACUUCGGUUUGCUCCCAUCCCAAUCCAGUGGGGAGGGGAAGUGAAGCCUCAUGCUAAAGCCCAGGAGCACUCUUGGAAUGAGAUCCUGAUUUUUUUUAAGCUUCAUCUUGGGCCACUUCAGAAUAGCAAUUUAUGAUAAAAGAAAGGCCCAGUUGUUUAGCUUCCUUUAGAAUUAUGCAUUUGGAUCGAGCCGUUGAGGCCAUGAACUCCAAUCUUCUUACCCUGUGCAGGUUAAAGUUAAAAUAUCUCCUUUAGAUGAAGGGGGCCUCUCUAGCUCUUCAACUAAUUAGAUGUCCAUGAAGAGAUGGAAAUGACUGAACAAUUGCACAGCAAGAAACCUUGAUUUAUAGCUUUAAAAUGUUGGUCUUGUGAUGUCAUUAGAACAUUCACAGUCAUCUCUAAAAAGCCUUUUCUGUGCUUGCUAAACAGUGUUUCUCAAUAUAAGGAACUGAUUGCUUCUCCAGCAUUACACAUUUGUUGAGAAUGUGAAGGUGCAACAUCAUCCUCAGGCCACUCUUGUGAACACGGCCUCUGUUCAACCUUGUUCCAUUUCAGAAAUUUGCCAGCUUCUGCCACCAUAAGCCAUGCUGAACAGCCAGUCUCACAAUUCUGGGUGGGCACCUGCCCUGUUGUUGUUGGCUACCCGAUGUCUGUGGGUGUGCCACCUUUCCAGUCCCUGGCAUCUGCUAGGGAAAUUUUUCAGAACAUUCAAAUAAAGUCUUCCUCACAUGUUUCAAUGUCCCACAGUCUAAGAAGAAAACAGACAUUAGCAUUCUCUGGGAGCUUCUUAAUGCUCUUUCAUCCAUCAUUUGCUUUUCAUAAAGCUACGGGUAUACAUGUCAAGAUUCUUCAUUCUGCCUUCAAAGAAUUUACUUGGCAUUCUCUGAAACUACAACAGCUUGUGUGAAUUCUUAAAGGGUGGAACAUUUCCUCCUGAAAUUUGGAACUUACAUUUUUUUCUGGUGCAAAAUAAAUUACAUUUGCCCAGGGGUGAAAUCUACUUACCUUCUCUACCGGUUUGAAAGUGCGCACAUCGUCACAUCCAACAGCUUGUGUGAAACCUUAAUCUUCUUACAAGUCCACCAAAUAUGAAAAUAUGUAGCAUCAUCACAAUUACAUCUCCAACAUUUCGCUUGCAUAUCUGGAUACAUACAUGAUAAUUUCUUAGGGUCUAAGUGCCACCUAUAAAACAUUUUAUAAAAAUUUUCCCUCAAAUUCUGUGCUUGCGUAAAUUUAACAUUUCUAACCCAAAUUUUUUCCCAAGUUUCCAAAAAUAUUGGUUCUUGAAUAUUUUGUGCCCAUUCCAACUGAACAUUUCCUUCUGAACUUUUUGCCAUAAUACCUCAAAGUUAUUCUUAUACCAUUUCACAUUUGAAGAAGUAAUAUAAACCCCUAGGUAUUUGACCUUUUUUACAAUUUCAAAUCCUAUUGUUUCCUCUAAUUUUUCUUUCUGUUGUCUAGUCAUAUUUUUUGUUAUCACUUUUGUUUUAUUCUGAUUUACUUUAAACCCUGAAACUUUUCCAUAUUGAUCAAUUAUUUCCAACAAACAUACACUUGAAUUUAUAGGAUUUGAUAAAAUAAUCACCAAAUCAUCAGCAAACACUCUCACUUUAUACUCAUGUUGUCUAAUUUUAAUUCCCUCCACCUCCUUUACCUCUCUUAUUUUAUCCAGUAAUGGCUCCAGAGUUAAAAUAAACAAUAAUGGUGAUAAGGGGCACCCCUGUCUUGUUCCUUUCGCAAUCUUAAAAACUUCUGUCAAACUACCAUUAACUAUUAUCUGGGCUGUUUGCUCUCCAUAAAACGUUCUAAUUAUUCUCAUAAAACAAUUUCCAAAUUUCAUUUUAUCUAUUAAUUUAAAUAAAAAUUCCCAAUGCAGUCGAUCAAAGGCUUUCUCUGCAUCCAAAAAAAUAAAUGCUGCAGAAAUCUGAUUGUUCUUUUCUAAAUAUUCCAAUAAAUUUACAAUCUGUCUAACAUUAUUCCUCAUCUGCCUCCCCUUUAUAAAUCCAGAUUGAUCAGUAUGAAUUCUUUGUUGCAGAACUAACAUUAAUCUAUUUGCUAUUAUUUUAGCAAAAAUCUUAUAAUCGUUAUUCAAAAGUGAAAUCAGCCUAUAAUUCCCAGGUUUGGAGCAGUCCUGUUCUUCUUUUGGUAUCAAUGAGAUGAAAGUAGUUCUCCAUAAUGGGGUAUUCCCCCUCCUAAUUGUAUCUGAUUAAAUAAUUCCUUAAGUGGACCUACUAUCUCAUUCUGUAAAUUUUUAUAAUAAAUUGCUGUAAGUCCAUCCGUACCGGGUUUUUUUCCCCAUUUUUAAUUGUUUUAUUGUCAAAAUAAUUUCUUCAGUAGUAUAGGCCAAUUCAAUUCUUCCCUUUGUUCUAAGGUUAAACCUUUAGCCUUGUACUCUUUCAAAUUUGUAUCAAUAUCCAUGUUCAAGAUUGUAUCUUUAGCAUAUAAAUUUGUAUAAUAUUCUAAAAAAGCUUUCUUAAUUUUAUUCUGUUGAUAUCUCUCUUUACCUUCAUAUUCUAUUUUUUCUAUAAUACGUGCUUUUUGUUUUUUCCUUAACAUAUAUGCUAACCACCUACCAGGUCUAUUUGCAUUGCAAAAAGUAUUAUGUUUAGUGUACUGUAUGUUUGUUGCCACCUGGUCUGCCAUUAUCAUAUUAAAUUGACUCUGUAAUAUCUUUAUUGCAUCUUUAAGUUUUUGAUCAUGUGGACUAUGUAUUAAUAAUUGUU